This is a messenger RNA of Penicillium subrubescens, 783 nucleotides long. RefSeq names its product GNAT family N-acetyltransferase. Bases 1 to 783 code for a protein of 260 amino acids. The record is from RefSeq and is a predicted model, not a curated record. The transcript has 2 exons. Gene Ontology annotation, molecular function: acyltransferase activity, transferring groups other than amino-acyl groups. Lineage: Eukaryota; Fungi; Ascomycota; Eurotiomycetes; Eurotiales; Aspergillaceae.
AUGGCUGUUCAUUACAACUCGGAGACCCAGGAACCUUACCUGAGGCUUCCGGAACCACAUACAAACAUUAUAAUCACAGCACACCGUCCUCAUAGCCUUCACGAGACGUCGUCGGCUCUCGCGAGGAUCCUCAACGAUCCUGACGUUGCUUUUCGUCUACAACGUACCCCUUAUCCGUAUUCAAAGUCGGACGGUGAAGAAUGGGUCAAAGCCAAUUGCAAAGACCAGGAGGAUAUCCUGUCCAUCUUGCGCAAAGAGCUUGAAGAACCGCAAAACCCAGGCGACCUCCAUCAAAAGAGGCAGUUCUUCGACAUUUGUCCCUUCACUUGCAUUCGGGAAGUGCUCGAGAACAAUCCCGAGACUGGGGAACCUCUUGAAGACAUUCUCAUUGGAGAUAUUCGGUUAGCGCGUUCAACUUUCGAUGAAUAUCCAGAGGGAAGUGAAGAGAGAGCCCAAGCCCAAAAAGAAAACGACGGGUUACUCGCUGGAGACGAAAAGAUUGAAUGGAGUUUCGGAGACUUUCUUGCAUCAAGUCACCAUGGUAGGGGCAUCAUGACACUCGCCGUGAGGACUGUCAUUCAUGAUUGGGCAGUUCCUCGAAUGAAUGUCCGAAGAUUGAAGAUUUGGGCAUUCGAGGACAACCAAGGCAGCCAGAAGGUUUUUGAAAAGAACAAUUUUAUACGGGGUGGUACGUUCAAAGAUUGGGCAUCGGUUUCUGAAAGUAGAGGAGGUGGAAAGAAGUCGAUUGUAUUGAUGGAGUGGGCAGGAGUUGAUCAUAAAUAG